Ostrea edulis (European flat oyster) is the source of this 1332-nucleotide messenger RNA. RefSeq lists its product as uncharacterized. The record is from RefSeq and is a predicted model, not a curated record. The transcript has a single exon. Gene Ontology annotation, molecular function: DNA binding. Gene Ontology annotation, cellular component: nucleus. Bases 1 to 1332 code for a protein of 443 amino acids. NCBI's taxonomy places the organism in Eukaryota, Metazoa, Mollusca, Bivalvia, Ostreida, Ostreidae.
AUGUCAGAGAUAGGAUAUGAAUACACUCGGGCAGAAGUGUUGAAUCUAGCAUCUGAUUAUGCUGCAGAUCUAGGUAUCAGAGAAAAGGGUAAAGACUUGACAAUGAAGUGGUACUACAACUUCAUGAAAAGGUGGCCUGAACUUCAUGCCGUGAAACCAUCAGGAUUAUCAGAACUUGGAGCAAAAGCUGCGUCACCAGAAUGCAUCAAGAAGUACUUUGAAGAAGUAGAAACUAUCAUUGACAGACAUGGACUGAGGGAUAAACCCCAACAUAUAUUCAAUGUUGACGAAAAAGGAAUCAAUACUGGUGGAUCAAAGCCUCCAAACAUCAUUUCAGCUAAAGGGAUGCCAGCACAAGUCGUGACUUCUGAGAGAUCACAAACAAUAACUGUACUAGGGUGUGGUAAUGCUUUGGGAUCCAGUAUUCCUCCCUAUCUGGUGUUUCCAGGUAAGCGAUUGCUACCGGAACUAUUAGACGGUGCUACUACUGGCUGUGAUGGAUCCAUGAGUGAUACAGGCUAUUCUAAGACUGACAUUUUCAAUAGUUAUAUUAAGAACCACUUCACCAAGUAUGUCCAGUCUAGGAACCCAGAGCAGCCAAUUCUUCUUUUGUAUGAUGGACACAGAAGCCAUACUUCUUUAUCUUUAAUCCAAUGGGCUCGUGAAAAUAACAUUAUUCUUUUUGUAUUGCCGCCACAUACUAGUCACCUUUUGCAGCCGAUGGAUGUUGGAUGUUUUGGGCCAUUUGAGACCUUGUAUCAGCAGGAAGCUCACAAAUUUAUGCGCCAAAGUGUUGGUCGCUCUGUGACAAGAUAUGAUGUGUGCAGGAUGGUGUGCAAAGUGUAUAAUAAAGCCCUUAGUCCUCAGAAUUUAAGAUCAGCCUUCAGUAGAACUGGUAUAUACCCUCUGAAUUCAUUAUCAAUCAGUGAAAACAAGACUCUACCAUCUCUUGUAUACAAAGGCAAGGCAGAAAUCAUCAAUGCUCAAACAACAUCUGAAACCACUGGUGAGAACAUUUCAGCUAAAGCCGUAAGUUUUUUUAACAAACGUGGGGGAGAAGUUCUAUUAGCUGCUGGGAAAGCCAAGAAACCAAGAAGAAAUCUAAGUACCAUCAUUGCUGGGAAAGCCAUCACAGAACAAGAAGUGUUUGAAAAAAUUCGGGAUUACAAUGAAAAGUCAACAGAAAAUCAGUCAAAGGGAAGGGAAAAGGAAAGGGAAUUGAAGAAAAAGGGCAAAAUUCACCAUCUAAUGAGAAAGCAGGUCCUUCAACAGUUUUCACUUCUACAUCUGAAUCACAUCUUUUGCCUGCAUUGUCAGAUGAGGAAUCUAUAG